Molecule: messenger RNA, 4116 nt
Organism: Plasmodium adleri (nom. inval.)
Lineage: Eukaryota; Apicomplexa; Aconoidasida; Haemosporida; Plasmodiidae
Product: conserved Plasmodium protein, unknown function
Exons: 1
Coding region: 1-4116 (1371 amino acids)
Source: RefSeq, a predicted model, not a curated record
AUGAGUUUGGAAAUUUUGUUACAUAACAUAAAGUUUGAGAAUAUUGAGAGUGUAUUAGAAAACUUUUUCAUACAAUAUGUUCCUUUAAGUUUGGAAAUAAUAAAGCUGAAAAAAAAAAAAAAAAUUAAUGAAGCAUUAAAUAUAAUAAGAGAAAAGGAACAUAUAUUAAUUAAUGAAUGUUUUUAUUCUUUAUCAAAUAUUAUUUUAGCUAUAUUAAGGGGAAAGUUAAAAAUAGAACAUAUAGAUAAGAAAAAUAUACAUGAUUUAAUUUAUAUAUGGUUUAUCCCGUUAUCCCUUAAUGAUAAAAGUAAAAGUUUAUAUAAACUAAUAAGAGAAUUUCAUAAUAAAUUGAUAGUAAAUGAGAAUAUAUAUAAUAACAUAAAUGAUGAUGUGUUAACUUUUGAUGGGAUAUAUUUCAGUGAAUGGAUUAUACUUACUUUGAAUAAAAUUUUUAAUUCUCUUAUUUCAGAGGAAGAAAAAAUUCACAUUGAAAACUGGACCUUUGUCAUUGAUCUUAUGAAAUUUGUAUAUGUUGAUAAAAAUAUAAUACUUGAAUAUUUACAAAAAGAAAAUAAUAAUGUUUUAUUUCAAUAUGAUAUAGAUAAGCCACAUUGCAAAAUAAAAGAAUAUAAUUAUGAUGAAAAGAAAAUUAAUGUACACCAUAGUAUGAAUAAUAUAAAUAACAGUCAAAGUAUAUUUUCUAAUGACGAAGAUACAUCUCAUUUUGAAUGUUCAAGUAUAUCACUAUUUACAAACAUAUUGAAAGAUUAUUAUAAGAAUCCUCAUAAGGUAACAAAAACAUACUUUUCUUUUCCUCACGUGUUUUUUAAAUGUAUAAUAAACGGACUAAAAGAUGAAAAUGUAAAGAGAAAAAUAUAUAUAUAUAAUCAUAUUAUUCCUAAAGAAUUAAAUGAGGAUGGAUUUUAUAAAAAUAUUAUUACUACGUGUGUAUUAUGUUUUUUUCAUAUGAAACAAUUUAAUGAUAUUAUAGAUUAUGAAAAAGUUAUAUAUUUAUUGAAGAAAAUAAUAAAUUUAAAUUUAACAGAUAUCUUUUCAUCUGUUCUUUUUCAUUUGUUGUUAAAUGCUGAUAUGGACAAAGAAAAAAGGGUUGAUGAAAGUGAUAAAGAUAUAAAUAAUUGUAAGAUAAUGAAGGAUGAAAAUAAAAAUAAUUGUCAAUUAAAAAAAAAAAUUAAUUAUACAUCUAAUAUAUAUAUGAAAGGAGAAUUUACAAAUGUACCAAAUAACCAAAUAAAUUAUAUAUUAAAUACAAAUGAUAUUAUAGAAAACAUUUUUUAUUAUCUUCAUUUGUAUAGUGGUGAUGAAAAGGAAUGUAAAAUUCUUUUAACAAGUUUAUUAAAAGAGUUAAGUCCUUUUAUAAAAUUAAUCGAAGAUAAUAAAAAUGAUACUACUAAUAGUAUGAGUAAUAAGUUGUUAUAUAUAUGUAUAUAUAAUGAGAAGAUAUAUGUACUUUUGAAUAUUUUAAUAAACAUUAUAUUUCUGUAUAGUUGGAAUUAUUUUUUCAUAGAACGAUUUUUUAACCCUACUUCAAAACAUUGUUUUGGAUUAUGUUAUGCGAUAUGUAUAAUUGACAUCAUAAACCAUAUAAUUUAUGGUGAUUCACUUAUUAUUUGGUCGCUUUAUAAAAAUUUUGAAAUGAAGAAGAAGAAUAUUUUAAUGUAUAUUUCUAGAAUAUAUGUUGAGGAGUGUGAAAAAAAAAGUUACAUAGAGAUAAUUAAUGAAAUGGAUGAAAAAAGUAAUAUGAAAGGAGAAUUACAAGAAUUAGAAAAAGCAUCGAAACUGAAAGAAGUUUAUCCUUUUGAAGAUAAUGAGAAUAUAUUAGAAGAAAAUAAGAUUGAAUUAAUUUUAAUAAAAUUUUUACAAGAUAUAUUUAUUUAUAUAUUAAAUAAUUUUAAUUAUAGUUUGGAGAAUAUGGGUGGGAGUGAGUAUACUUUUUUUUCAAUUCUUUUAAGUAAAUUAUUAUACACAUUUAGUAUACAUUUAAAAGAUAUAAAUAAAAUGAUUGUUUCCAAUUGUUAUAAUUUUGAAAUUUUAUCAAAAAGAGAAUUAUAUUUAUAUAAAAUUAAUAUGUAUAAUACACAAAGAUUUGAUAGUAUAACAAAAAUGAUUCAACAUUUAUUUCAAUGUAAUAAUGAAGUAUCAUUAUAUUGUGGACAAAUAAUAGCUGAAUAUUUCAAGAAAUAUAUGACUAGCCAAAUGGUUAAAAAAAAAAAAAAAAAAAAAAAAAAAGAAAAAUAUUAUAAAAAUGAUAAAUAUGGUAAAAAUGAUAAUAAUUUCAAUAGUGAAAGCCAAUAUAAUAGUAGUGAUAAUUCUGAUGAUGAAAAAGUUCUGUUCCCUAAUUUGAAAAAACCUUUGGAGUAUAUACCAAAAGACGUAUUAUGCUUUAAAACUAUUGAACAAUGUGAUAUAUUAUUUUUGGAGAAUUUUAUUUUAAGUAAGGAGGAUAUAAAAACAUUUGAAAUGGAUGAAUAUUCGAUAAAACGGAUGGAUGAUAUUUUUGAAUUUAAUGAAAAUGUGAUAAAUAAUGAUGAACAUUUAAAUAAAAAAGACGAAAUGUCAAAAAUUUUUUUUAAUGGUUCAGAAUCUUCAUUAGAUAUAACACAUGAUAAUAAUUAUCAGCACGGUUGUGAUGUAAAUAUAAUAUAUGAUGAUAAAAUGAAAAAUAAAGAUAAGAAACAUAAUAAGAAUAAAGACACGCUUAUAAAUACUUCUUAUUGUGAUAUAUAUAAAAAUGGAGAUGUAUUACCAAGAGAUGAUAUGAUAAAACAUGCUGAUAAUAUAAUAGAUAAUGAUAUGUAUAAUUUGGAGGAAAAAGAAUUUGUAGCAAAAUUAUUACAAGAAAAUGAAUAUUAUUUAAAUAUGGAAGUAAAUAAGAAUAUGUAUAUAGAUCCUUCAGAAGAUUUAUUUGAAUGUUUAAAUAGGUUAAAUAGUAAAGUAGAUUAUAUAGAAAGAAACAAUAUAAGAGGUAACAAUGAAGAUAUAUUAAGAUUAGAUGAAAAAAAUGAAAAUUAUGAAGAAGCAAAUUUUUGUUUAUGCCAAACUAUAAUAGUAUUACCAAAAUUAAUUAAAGAGUGUGAUAUAUUAUCUUAUAUCAGUGUUGAUAUGUAUAAGGUGUUGUUUUCAAUAAAUAAUAUUACAUGUAAUAAUAAAAAUCAAAAUUAUAUUAUGACAUAUAAACUAUUUGCUAUAGUCUUAUUGUGUAUACAUAAUCCUAUAGAAAUAUGUACAUAUAUGUUUAACAAUAUAUAUAAUAAUACUUACGAUAACAUACAAAAAAUGUUAAUGAUAUUGUGUUUUCAACUGACGGCUUUAUAUUUAAGCAGUAGGAUAAAGUUAGAUGAUAUAUAUGAAUACAUAAAAAAUAUACAUGAGACAAUGAAUAUUUCAGAAGGGUUAAUAAAAAGUAAUAAUAUGAUGGAUAAUAAAACAAAUGAUAAGAUAAAUGUAUUAGAUACAUAUUCGAAAAAUAUGUUGGAAGAAAUAAAUCAUUUUGAUGAAAAAAAAAAAAUAAAGACACAAAAAGAUAAUGUACAAGUAGAAGAAAAAAUAGAUUCAUGUUCAAUAAAAAAAAAUAUAAAUAAAUCAUGUUGUUUAGUUAAUAAAAAGAAGAUACAAAAAUUUACAGAUUUAUGUAAUAUAUAUUUUAGUGGGGUAUAUACAACUUUAUUUUGUUUUAAAAUAAAAAAAGAAAUGUCUAAUAUAGAUUAUGAUGAAUAUAGGAUGAGAAAAUAUUAUUCUGAAAAUUUUACUUUAACCACAUAUUUACUAUCAUCAUAUAAUACCUUCUUAAAUUGUUGUAAUAACAUAUAUUUAUAUCUGGAGGAUAUCAUACGAGAUGGUUUUUUCCUCGUCCAUGAUUUCAUUCAAAGAGAUAAUCUUAUGAUUAGACGAGCAUGUUGUAAAUUAUUAUAUGAUAUGAUAAAUUUAAUAUUGUGUAAAAAAAUGUUUAAUAUAUUGAAAAAUCCAAAUUACGAAAUUUAUGAGUAUUAUGAAAAUGUAAUGAAUUAUAUAUCAAAUAGAAUAAAACAGGAAAGGGAUACCCUAUCCUUUGAGUAUAUGAAGCAGAUAUUAAGCAUCUACCAAACAAUAAACAUUUAG